Glycine soja is the source of this 2417-nucleotide messenger RNA. RefSeq names its product probable pectinesterase/pectinesterase inhibitor 51. Gene Ontology annotation, biological process: cell wall modification. Lineage: Eukaryota; Viridiplantae; Streptophyta; Magnoliopsida; Fabales; Fabaceae. Gene Ontology annotation, molecular function: pectinesterase activity; pectinesterase inhibitor activity. The record is from RefSeq and is a predicted model, not a curated record. The transcript has 2 exons. The coding region runs from base 301 to 1962 and encodes 553 amino acids.
CUUUCCGGUGAGAAUUAACAGCCUAGAGAAGUGAUCUUUGGUAUCUUGAUCGGUUUUGAAAGCAAAGAAAAUUGGUCCUUUUGUUUUACAGUAAAAUUGUCUCCCACAUCAAUCAUAGUUUUCAGUUUUUAACUUCCCCCAACCUCUAACCUCCAUUACCAAAAUAGAUCCAGGCAUCGGCUAAUAAAAAACCGUUCCUGUGUCAGUCAGUCUCACGCACAUGUCUUAACUGAUUUACUCUCCUCCAUCAACCAACAAAUCAAAACCUUCCCUUGUUAUUAUAAAUUCCUAAAAUUCAUCAUGAGAAAACCCACUAAACCCACAUUUCUCCAUUUCCCAAUCUCAAUUCUCAGAUCCAGCUUCCUCCUCCUUCUCAUCUCCAUGGCCUCCAUUUUCACCCUCUUCCUCAUCUUCUUCUUCCUCCACCACCCUCACUCCGCCGUGGCUCAGAUCCACCAAGCCUGCAAAGCCACGCGCUUCCCUCUCCAAUGCCACUCCUCCCUCCUCCCCAACCUCCCCUCCAACCCCACCCCCCUCCAAAUCAUCCAUUCCGCCCUCACAACCUCCACCUCCAACCUCCUCCUCGCGCGAUCCAAGGUGCAGUCCAUCGUCGACGCCUCCCCGGACAACCACACCCGCUCCACCGCCGCAAAGAGCUGCCUCCAGGUCCUCCACUACUCCCACCACCGCACCUCCCUCGCCGCCUCCGCCCUCCCCCGCGGCGCCACCAAACACGCCCGCGCCUGGAUGAGCGCCUCCCUCGGCUACCAAUACGGCUGCUGGAACGGCCUCAAGUACAUCAAUCACACCUCCCUCGUCGCCCAAACGAUGUCGUUCCUCGACUCUCUCACCAUUCUCUCCAGCAACGCGCUCAGCAUGAUCGUCUCCUACGACAGAUUCGGAAACGACACCGCGUCUUGGAGGCCGCCCAUGACGGAGCGCGACGGGUUCUGGGAGCCAUCUGUUACGGAGGGAUUCGGGGUGGGACCCGCGGUGCCGUCAAAGUUGACGGCGGACGUUACGGUGUGUAAGGGGAAGGGGAAGGGUGAGGGGCGUUAUUACGAGACGGUGCAGGAAGCGGUUAAUGCGGCGCCGGAUGAGGGGGAAAAGAGGUUUGUGAUAUAUAUAAAAGAAGGGGUUUAUGAAGAGAGGGUGAGGGUUCCGUUGAAGAAGAGGAAUGUGGUGUUCUUGGGAGAUGGCAUGGGCAAAACUGUCAUUACGGGAUCAGCUAACGUGGGCCAGCCCGGGAUGACAACCUACAACUCUGCAACAGUAGGGGUUGCUGGGGAUGGAUUUAUAGCAAAGGAUCUCACAAUCCAAAAUACAGCCGGUGCUAAUGCUCACCAAGCAGUGGCCUUCAGAUCAGACAGUGAUCUUUCUGUCAUUGAGAACUGUGAAUUCAUUGGCAAUCAAGAUACUCUUUAUGCUCAUUCCCUGCGCCAAUUUUAUAGAUCUUGCCGCAUAAUUGGCAACGUGGACUUCAUCUUCGGAAACUCUGCAGCAAUCUUCCAAGACUGCGAAAUCCUAGUCCGCCCCAGGCAAGCCAGACCAGAGAAGGGAGAGAACAACGCAAUUACCGCACAUGGCAGGACAGACCCUGCUCAGUCAACAGGGUUUGUUUUCCAGAACUGCAUGGUUAAUGGUACCGAGGAAUACAUGGCAUUGUAUUAUAGCAAGCCUAAAGUUCACAAGAACUAUCUGGGGAGGCCAUGGAAGGAGUAUUCUAGAACAGUUUUCAUCCAUUCAUUCUUCGAAGCCCUUAUCACACCACAGGGCUGGAUGCCAUGGAGUGGGGAUUUUGCACUGAAAACACUUUAUUAUGGGGAGUUCCAGAACUCAGGACCUGGUUCUAAUCUGACUCAGAGGGUGCCCUGGAGUAACCAGGUCCCAGCCGAGCAUGUGUUCUCGUAUUCAGUGCAGAGUUUCAUUCAAGGAGAUGAUUGGAAUCAUCAUCUCAGUUAGUAGGCAAUCCUAGAAGACUUGAUCAUUGAGUGAGGAACAGGAGGAGUGAUCAUAUCGGUAAGUGGGGAUUUUUUUUACAUCCACUUUGGAACUGCCAAUGCAAUGAAGAUGUCAAAAGCCAUUCGGAGAAAUUCAAAUGCCAUGUCAGUUGUGGUGGCAGAUACUGGGAGUUGAUAAUAGAUCCUACUCAUUUUAUUGGGUAGGCCCUCGAUAGAAAAGAUUUAUAUUCUUUUUGCCUGAUGGCUGAUAAAGAAUCUUGAACUGAUGAAGAAAAACUAUUAGAUUCCACGAAUCUUUCCUUUCUAUGUAACUUGGAAAAAGGGAUAUGGAAGGAAAACCCAUUAUUCUUGCCAGGAAACCUUCAUUAUGAAAGUUAUUAAUGAAACCACGGUUCCCUGGCAUAGCAGGAAGCUUGUUACAUCAAGUUAUUUUAGAGGUGCAUUGGUGCCUUAAAA